Molecule: messenger RNA, 420 nt
Organism: Neoarthrinium moseri
Lineage: Eukaryota; Fungi; Ascomycota; Sordariomycetes; Amphisphaeriales; Apiosporaceae
Exons: 1
Coding region: 1-420 (139 amino acids)
Source: RefSeq, a predicted model, not a curated record
AUGGUUGCUCAGCUUAAUAUUGCCGAAGAAGAGUUGCUGAUUGCCAAAGAACCUUCGCUGAAGCGGACUGCGCGCUACCGGUGCGGGUAUUAUAUACAUCCUCACUUGGACCCUUACCUGCACUUCCUUGAGGAUAUCAUUUCCCUCGGGUUUCGAUAUAGACCAGAUUGCAUUUUCGACGAGUACGACGAUGAGACGAUUCACGACAUGUUCCGGUUUGACGAUUGGGGGGACAUCUGGGAAGAAUUUCUGGAAAGCUUGGGAAUCAAUGUGGAGUGGGCUUUCGAAGAAGAUGAGAGGAGAAAACGGGUGAAGAUGGGCACGACAUCGGCACAUGAGGUGCAGCGGCCAAUUCAGAGCGCACAGGAUAUCUUGCAGGUCCAACAUCGCAGGCCAUUCAAGGCAGACCCGGAAGCUUAG